Vespa mandarinia (Asian giant hornet) is the source of this 4379-nucleotide messenger RNA. It is a transcript of the gene centrocortin, whose product is annotated as cerebellar degeneration-related protein 2-like. The record is from RefSeq and is a predicted model, not a curated record. NCBI's taxonomy places the organism in Eukaryota, Metazoa, Arthropoda, Insecta, Hymenoptera, Vespidae.
AGCGUACGAUCCGAAAGAAGAUCUCUCGGUAUGUAAAUAGAAAAAGAAUAUUUACUAUACGACGAACGAUUAUAUUAUAGGAAAUUCGAAGCAAGUGUUACCUUGAUCGAAAGAUCAAUAUUCCAGAAAGCCGAUUUAUCGAUAAGUUCGAAAGAAUCUCGUCGCAAUACGAGAUCGUGACAAAAACAGUAUAUACUAAUCUUUUAUUAUAUGAAUUCAAUUGUAAUAUUCAUUACAAUUCGAUUAUUCUAGUCUUCUUUUAUUUUAUUAAGCAAUUUAAUUAUUUGGAUAGAGAGACGAAGCUCGAUCUCGUUCACGUACGUAUAUAACCAUCAGAUAUAUUGAAGAAAGAAAAAAAUAAUAUAUACAGUCAGCAAAAUAGAUUUACAAUCCAUAUCUUAUUACAGUUUACAAAUUGAAGAACAUAUAUGUUAUUUGUAAUAUGAAAAAAAAAUAUUGAUCGAUAAAGCAAAUUAAUGCUUUUCAAUAAAAAUAUUCAUACACACACACACACACACACACACAUACAUGUUCAAAUGAAAGGUAGAUAGUUAUAUACAUGCAUAUAUACAUAUACAUAUAUGGAUAUAUAUAUAUAUAUAAAUAUACGUGCGUAAAUAUAAUAUGUGUUAUAUAAAUAAAAGUGUGAAAUUGUAAGUGGAAAGGUGGGAUUAAGAAGGGAGAACUAAAUACGUGACCUCGAAAUGAGUCGUUCAUAAAAAUAUAAACAGUGGGAAGGAUCGACAACGAAAAAUUGGUAGUGGAGCAGCGAGUGUGUUUACGGUGUGCACGAGGGAGUGAGAGAGAAAGGAAAGUACAGGUUCUUCGGAGAGCGAGUGAACGAACGAUAGAAAGAGAUAGACAGUGAGUGAGGGGAAAGAAGUAAGAGAGCGAGAGGGAAGAGAGCAGGUUAGAACCGGCCAGAAGUAAACGUGCACGUGUCGAAAGAUAAUCACGACCACCUUUGUAUCAUCCAUGUGUUCGAUAUUUAUUUCUCAUUCAUUUUCGUCAUUUUUAUCGUUCUCAUUCGUUGGGUUACGUAAAAUUUUGGAGGGAAAACAUCGAACCCGUUUUAACAUCAACGUGUGACAUCAGUUAAAUUUUACGAAGAGAAACAAGUUCGGUGGAAGGAGCGGAGGGGUAAGGAAAGAAGGAAGAAGAAAUUUUUUGCCUCUCGAAGACGAAGGGCCUUCUUUGGACUAUCAUGGCGACUUUUAAGGAUCUUAAAAAUGACUGGACAGCCUUGUGUCAAAAUACCACCGAUUGUUGGACCGAAUCUGAUCUUCAAUUAGCAGCGGAACUUGGCAAGACUUUGUUAGAACGGAAUAAGGAACUCGAGAAUAUAAUCAAAAUUCAUCAGUCCACGAUCGAGGAACAAGCGCAAGAAAUAGAAUAUAUGAAGAAGCAAACUGCCGCAUUGAGGGAAGUCAAUGAUUCGCGUCUUAAGAUUUACGAACAAUUAGAAGUCAGUAUACAAGAUUUGGAGCGUGCCAAUCAUCGUCUGGUCGUCGAGAAUACUGGCGAUAAAAAGCUAAUAAAAAAUCAAAGCUUAACUAUUGAAAAUCUCGAGACACGAUGCGAGGAACUUCAAAAGAAAAUCGACGAUCUUACAUCACAGAGAGAAGUAUUGCUUCGUCAGCAAACAGCAAAUCAAAAUCCUGCCGUCGUUCAAAUGCAAUCAGUUUCUUGGAAAGCAGCGGUAACGCCUGGUGGCAGCAUACGACAGAGCGCUGCCCCGAGCUCACCAAAUGUUUUUCAAGAAACCAAUAACGAUUCUAAUUUACAACAACCUGUAACGACAGCCUCGAACGAAGAAGAACUGACGGAUCUAUUAAUUCAAUUACAAGAAGCUCGUAGUCAAAGAGCUAGAGAACAAAAAAAAGUUGCUGAGCUUGGUCAACAAUUGACAACAUUGUUACAAGAGAAUAGUACUUUGGAAGAGCAAUUAACUUUUUGGCGUAGCAAAGCACAGGACGUGAAGAAUUUGCAAGAUGAAAUAAAUACCCUCGAGGAAGUUAGACGGGGCCAAUUAUGUGGACGUUGCCUUCGUGGAAUGGACACCAGAAAUCAUGAUGAAUUAUCCGUUCUGGAUGGAGAGGAGUACGAUGACAUUAGUAUUGCAGGUUCCCUCAUUAACGAACAAACUGAUCCUGAACCAGUUGUACAGGAAACUUGCAACAACAACAAGACAGGAGUGACGAGCGAGGUAAAUACCAACCCAUACAGAGAAUUGGUCGAAAAGUAUCAAGCGUUAUUAGAAGUCCAGAGAUUAUCGGCACCUCGUAGGAAGAACAGUAUUCCAACGAUCGGUGGUUGUAUGUCGCUUCAAGAAGAACUCGAGAUGUCAGGGGAGUACAAUUGUUUCCAGAAUCCAUCAACGGAGAACGAAUUACAACAGGAAGGUGGAAUAAAGUCUGGAAUGAUCGGUAAUAAUGCCGGUGGCGGUAGACGCGUUAAAGGAGAUAAUAUUGGGAAAAAAGCAUUUUCCGCAACACCGACAGAUUUUUCCGAGGCGGAAACAUCGUCUUCCGGUUUCUCGGAUGAAACGAGUAAUAAGGCAACACAAACAGAUGGUAGACCCGGUUCAUUUCUCUGUUCGAUUGCCGACGGCGAGGAUUGCAAGUUUAGCAUUUAUGAUGAUAACAGUCCAUUCGAAAGUAGAUUUAGAAAGACCCCGGAAUAUAGACAAAUUUUUAGCGAGAUCUUUCGUGUAUUGAAGCGAGCUGCCGAGGCAAAGGACGAAGGUGAAAAGUUACCUUUGUUGGAUGAUCAAACGAAUAGCAGUGGCAACGAUAGUGCUCAUUCAGAAAAUCGUAAUGAUAGUACGAAUCUUGGACAAGACGAUGUACCAAGCGAGACAACGGAUGAUAAUCAGAGUAUAAUGUCCUCGGUCAUUUCUUCGGUUGUUUCGGAGCCACCUUAUAAAAUGCAAACGCCCGUAACGUCGAAAGAAUCUACGAAGAAAGAAACUAAUGAUAAAUCUCAAUCUGAUAUUGGUAAGACCGAGAAGACAUUAGAUAAUAGAGCGGCCAAACUCGAUUUCGUUUCCGUAAAUGUACACGUUAAAAAGAAUAGGUCGUCCGCGAAGAAGAAUCCUGCGAAAAAGUUGGCAUUUAACGAACGGCCAAAAACACCGAACAUUGUGCCAACUACGAAUCCUACUUUCGUCCAAGCCAAAUCUAAUAGCGGCGGCGGUAGACGAAGAUUUAGAGCUUUGACUCCGGUCGAACAUGAAGGUACUAACGUUUGGAACAAUAGUUCUCAAUAUAAUCAGUCGAAAACGAGAGAAUCGCCAAACACAGUUAGAAAAUCGCAAACGUUCGUAAAUCGUAACGCAACGGAGCAAAAUAGUCAUUCCUUUGAUUAUAACGAAUAUAAACCUAGCACAGCCUCCGAAGAAGUCGCUAAAUUAAAACGUCUCGAAUUGUCUUAUGCCGAGGUUCUUAGAAUGCCAAACAAGUCCAAAGCGAAUCAUCAUAGAAGUUAAAUUAUUAUAACUCGCCGAAACACACACGCGCGCUCACACGCACACACACACAUACAUACAUAAACAUACACACACACACACACAUAGAAAAAACAAAGAGAGAAAAAAAAGACAAAACAUGAAAUGGUUUAAGAAAGAGAUUUCUUUUUCUAUAUGAAAACCAAGUGAGAUUAUGUUCAAAGGUUCAUUAGGUUUAGAAUAAAGGAGCGUAUUAAAAGAAGAACUUAACUUAUUUCAUAUUCGUGUGAUGGUACAGUAUUGAAGAAAACAAUUUUAAAUUAUAGGUACAUUUUGUAAAUAUAUAUUUCGAUCGAUUAUGUAAUAACUGUGUCGUAUUAGAGAGAAUAGCGGUUAGUAUUAAUUUUUAAGUAUCUUUUGUAUCUAUAUCGCCUAUUUUCAUAAAGUUCGUUUUUACGAGAUCCCGGCACACGUGACAUUUCAAAUAAUUUAUUAAUUAAUUUUUAUCGAAUGAACAUUCCAUCGACCCAGGGGGCAUGAUAAAAGAAGGAAAGAUGGAAAAAGAAAAGACACUUACGCUCGAGUUCCGUUAAAUUUCAAGAAUUAACCCCGUCUCAAAAUGCAUAAGUGCUAAAACAACUAACGUGCCAUUUGUUACAUCAAAUUGUAAUCGUAAAAAUAUUACAAUAUUUCGACAAGUUUUUAGACUUAUGUGAGAUUACCCAUGAGAGAGUUUCUUGUGCAUGAAAGGACUUGCAUGUACGCGCGGUAUGUUAGCUUUUAUAUUUAAAUAAUUAACGGUCUAUGAUAUUAUGAGAUCAUCAACAUUACCGUCAUCGUCAUCGUCAUCAUCAUCAUCAUCAUCAUCGUUGUCAUCAUCGUCAUCGUCGUCGUCUUGUAAGAAUCUAAUAAAUUCUUUGUCGGUGCAAACCUA